Molecule: messenger RNA, 657 nt
Organism: Cutaneotrichosporon cavernicola
Lineage: Eukaryota; Fungi; Basidiomycota; Tremellomycetes; Trichosporonales; Trichosporonaceae
Gene: NOP16
Exons: 3
Coding region: 1-657 (218 amino acids)
Biological process (GO): ribosomal large subunit biogenesis
Cellular component (GO): nucleolus
Source: RefSeq, a predicted model, not a curated record
AUGGCCAACCCCCGCCAACGCUCCAAGGCCAAGUCGCACAAGUCGACCAAGCCUAACCUUGCGCAGAAGAAGCGCAUGCACGCCAAGCUCAAGAAGGCCCCACCUCUUCGUGGACCCGAGACGCUCCAGAACGCCUGGGACAGGAAGAAGACGGUGUUUCAGAACUACGCCGCUCUCGGUCUCCUCCCCUCCAUCCCCAUCCCCAACCAGCCGGAACGGAACCAGCGUGUCAAGCUCCCCCUCCUCCCUCCCACCGAGGACGCCGCAGCCCCCAAGAUCGGGUUUGGGCGGAUCGUGCGCGACGAAGAGGGCAACGUUAUCGAUAUCAUCAUCGAUGGGGAGGAGGAGGAGGAGGAGGAUGAGAAACCAAAGCCGCUGAAUGAAGAGGAGAAGGCACCGGAGAGGGUGGUCGCUAAGACGCAGGUCGUAAGGGACCUCGAGGCCCUCGCUGCCUCCUCUGUCCCUGUUGUGCGUCACACUUCGUCCCAGGAGCACGUCUGGCUCGCCGAGCUUGUACGGGCACACGGGGUUGAUUAUACCACCAUGGCCCGCGACCGGAAGCUCAAUGUUUGGCAGAAGACGCCGGGGGAGAUUCGGCGGAUGGUUAAGAAGGCGGGCGGCGUGACUGCGCUGCGCGGGAUGGAGGUCGACGCGUAG